CUCAAUAUAGCAACAUUGAUAACCUCACUUUUUAAUGGCGGAUGCGCUUGCGUGAUGCCGGUUUCGUGUUAUUAUUGCUUUUAGUUUGGCGUCCAUUCGUAUAAACGUGUGCUACGAUUGAUUUGCAGUGUAUAUAGCUUGUUGGAAAAUUCAAAAAUGGUAGCUCACAAGAAGGGACGUGGUGCUAAGGCUCAAGCAGCGAAGGCCAAGGCCGCUGCUGCCGCAGCAGAGGAGCAGCAAAUUGCUGACACCGAAUUGGAGCAAGUAGAGGAAGAAAAUAACGGUGAUGCGGAAGAAGAACAACUCGAUGACAGCACAGCGGGGCAAGAGGGGGAAGGGGAUCAGGCCGAAGGUGACAGCCAAGAAAACACCGACGGAGAAGCGAAGGCUGACGAGAAGAAGGAAGAGAAGGUUGAAUCUGGUAAAUUGCUCGUUGAGAAUCUCCCAUCGAGCUACCUCUUUGACUACCAAGAAAAACUCAAGGAACUGUUCUCAAAACAUGGAGAAAUUCUCAGUGUCAAACGUGGUCCAAUCAUUGUUACUGAACUGACCACAACUCCGACAUUAUCGGCUAUAGUCGAAUUCAAAAACAAAGAGUCUAUGGACAAGGCCCUGUCCGAAGAAGGUACAGUUCUGGAGGGGCACCCAAUCUCGGUGGCUGUGGAGUCGCGGCCCGAGACCGCGGUGCUGGUCGGGGUGCCGUACGAGGCGAGCACGGACUACGUCAGGCUUCUGUUCUCCCAGUGCGGGGAGGUCGCGCAUAUACAUGAGUUCAGCAAGUCAAAGUAUAAGAUCUUGCGGGUGACGUUCCAAGGCACGGAGGCGGUGGAUAAGGCGAUCAAGCUGGACCGCGAGUUGCGCAUCAACGGGUUCCGUAUCACAGUGACCAGGUACCGCGACGACGACGACCAGAAGGUGCACCCCUCCAACCAGAAUAAGAACAAGCGGCCGCACCCGGCGAAUCAGAACCGCAACUCCAACGUCAACAACAGCCCCAACGCGAACCGCGCCAACUUCCGCGGCCGCGGCGCCUUCAACGCCAGGGGGAACUUUAGAGGCGGGCGCGGACGCGGCGCAUUCGGCGCGCGCGGCUCCUUCCCGCGCGGCUUCGCGCCCGUCAGCUCCUACAUGCCGCCGCAGCCCUUCAUGGGCCGUCCGAGUUACCUGUAGUUGAAAAUGUGUGACUACACACGUGCAAGCAAGGCUUCAUGAACGACGGACAACGGCCGAACAAGCGUCUGCGGCAAAUGUAACCUUAUCACAAAGACAUAAAACCCAAUAUCGUGCGUCGUCGUCCUAUGUUCGUGUGUUUGUGCGUGUGCCGAGACUCAGUGACAUACAGUAUCAGAGAUAAUCUAGCUAAUUGUAUUUACUAAGUACAUGAAAUUAAAUGAUAUAAUUGUAAGCUAUUGUCUUUUUUGACAAGUAAUAAAUGAAAAUACUAA
This is a messenger RNA of Plodia interpunctella (Indianmeal moth), 1445 nucleotides long. RefSeq lists its product as uncharacterized. Bases 157 to 1170 code for a protein of 337 amino acids. The record is from RefSeq and is a predicted model, not a curated record. Gene Ontology annotation, cellular component: chromatin; nucleoplasm. Gene Ontology annotation, molecular function: RNA binding. Lineage: Eukaryota; Metazoa; Arthropoda; Insecta; Lepidoptera; Pyralidae. Gene Ontology annotation, biological process: regulation of gene expression. The transcript has 9 exons.